UCCGCCAUGAGCUUAUCAUUCCAAGGCAAGCAACCACCUUCCGAAAUCAAAGGAGUAGGGAUAUAUCAGAGAAACUUGCUCUCGAGUCUUGUGACGAUGCGCUCGAAAAGUGUUCCGUAAAUAGAUAGAGACCAGAGAGAGAGCAGUUCCAUAAAAGAUUUGAUUGGAGAGAGAGGGAGGACAGAGAUCCAUGUCGUCAUAUGGAUCAUAGAAGAGAGAGAAACAGGGGAAGGGAUGAGGAGGGGAAGGGAUGAGAAGGAAACAAGGAGCGAGGGGGAGAGGAGCGCUAAAAGCAUUCACGAUAAAUAGACAAGGAGAGGGGACAAGUAUAAAUAGGCGAAGAACGGAAGAGACGAGCAGAGGAGAAACCCGCCAAAGACUCUACCUUUUCCCUACUUGCUCUUGUCCUCUUUAAGCCAGAGACAGAGAAAGAGAGAGACAGAGAGAGAGGCCAACGACACCACCUUUUUAGCUUCCGUUUCUUGAGCUUUCUCUUGAAGCAGAGUGAGUGCGGGAGAGCCGAGAGAUGAGGGAAGGAAGGGGAGAUGGGUUCGUUCGGGCGGACCAGAUCGAUCUCAAGAGCCUGGACGAGCAUCUGGAGAGGCAUCUAAGCCGGGCAUGGACGAUGGAGAAGAAGAAGAAGGGGGAGAGGGAGAGGGAGCGAGAGGAGUGGGAGAUCGACACCUCGAGGCUAGUUAUAAAGGGGGUCAUCGCCCGGGGAGCCUUCGGCACCGUCCACCGUGGGGUCUAUGAUGGCCAGGACGUCGCAGUGAAGUUGCUUAACUGGGCCGAAGGGGGAAAUGGGACAGAAUCUGAAAUUGCUGCACUGCGGGCAGCGUUUACUCAGGAAGUUUCUGUUUGGCAUAAGCUUGAUCAUCCCAACGUAACUAAGUUUAUAGGGGCGAAGAUGGGUGCAAGAGAUCUAACUGUGCAAACAGAAAAUGGUCAACUUGGCAUGCCAACUAGUGAAUGCUGUGUUGUUGUUGAAUAUCUUCCUGGUGGUGCAUUGAAGUCAUAUCUGAUAAGAAAUUCGAGAAAAAAGCUAGACUUUAAAGUUGUUGUCCAGCUGGCUCUUGAUCUUGCACGUGGGUUGAGUUAUCUUCAUUCAAAGAAGAUUGUUCACAGAGAUGUGAAGACAGAGAAUGUGCUUCUUGAUCGGACAAGGACUGUAAAAAUUGCUGAUUUUGGUGUUGCUCGUGUGGAAGCUCAAAACCCUAAUGACAUGACGGGUGAGACAGGAACCCUUGGUUACAUGGCACCAGAGGUGCUCAAUGGCAAUCCUUACAACAGAAAAUGUGAUGUAUAUAGUUUUGGCAUCUGCUUAUGGGAGAUAUACUGUUGUGAUAUGCCCUAUCCAGAUCUCAGCUUCUCAGAGAUUACAUCUGCAGUUGUGCGGCAGAACUUGAGGCCUGAGAUACCACGGUGUUGUCCAAGCUCUUUCGCCAAUGUGAUGAGGAGAUGCUGGGAUGCAAACCCUGACAAGCGACCUGAGAUGGAUGAGGUGGUGGUGAUGUUGGAAGCAAUUGACACAACAAAGGGUGGAGCUAUGAUACCUCUCGGUGAGCCUCAAGGAUGUCUUGGGUGCUUCCGCAGGUACCGCGGCCCUUGAUAAGUCAAAAUUAUCCCGGACUAAUGCUGCCAAGAUGUUUUCAAAAGAACAUAAAGCCCAAAAGAUAGGAACUUGUUUUAAGGAAUUUGAAAACAUGUAGUAGUGCUGAGAUAUAAUGGUCAUACAUCAAUCAAAGAGCUCUCCAUAUUUUUCUCUGUUUAUAGGGCAAUGUAAAGAUCCUCAAUUUCAUCUGUGAUAGGGGACUAGUCAGGUGUUGGAUUAACUGGUCUUCACCUGUCUCUUAGAUGACCCUUAUGUUUAUUUGGUAUAUCUCAUUGUUAUCUCUAUACAUGAAUGCUUGAAAUGUUC
Phoenix dactylifera (date palm) is the source of this 1918-nucleotide messenger RNA. Its product is annotated as serine/threonine-protein kinase 52-like. The record is from RefSeq and is a predicted model, not a curated record. Gene Ontology annotation, cellular component: plasma membrane. NCBI's taxonomy places the organism in Eukaryota, Viridiplantae, Streptophyta, Magnoliopsida, Arecales, Arecaceae. Gene Ontology annotation, molecular function: ATP binding; protein serine/threonine kinase activity. Gene Ontology annotation, biological process: protein phosphorylation.